GUAGUCGACGCCCAGCAGACGCCCAGACAGGGCGCCCAGCAGACGCCCAGAAAAGGAGCCACUCACGGCGCGGACAUGGAUAACCUUCUCCAUUUGCUCAGCUUUCUGCAAAACAGACCCACACUGCUCCUGGUGGUGCCUGUGAUGAGUUCUGCUCUUACAAACAUCUGGCUCACUUCAAAGAACAUCGCCUUUCUUUCUAGAGAUGGAUUUAUCGUUUAAGUUGGAUUUCUGUGAGCCGUGCGGCAAACCGUGAAAGCUGUGCAUCUGGGGAUAUGGACGUCUUUGGCAUGGAGACGCAACCCGGCGCCUCCAACAGCACCUCCCCAGAGCUCAACCUGUCCAGCGCACUCCCUGGCACCGUCCUGGCGAACCAGACGGGAGAGCUCUCCGAGCACCAGCAGUAUGUGAUUGGGCUUUUCCUCUCCUGCCUGUACACCAUCUUCCUCUUCCCCAUCGGCUUCGUGGGGAACAUCCUGAUACUGGUGGUGAACAUCAGCUUCCGGGAAAAGAUGACAAUCCCGGACUUGUACUUUAUCAACCUGGCGGCGGCUGACCUCAUCCUGGUGGCCGACUCCCUGAUUGAGGUGUUCAACCUGGACGAGCAGUACUACGACAUCACUGUGCUGUGCACCUUCAUGUCCCUCUUCCUCCAGAUCAACAUGUACAGCAGCAUCUUCUUCCUCACGUGGAUGAGCUUUGACCGGUACAUCGCCCUGGCCAAGGCCAUGCGCUCCAGCCUGUUCCGCACCAAGCACCACGCCAGGCUGAGCUGCGGCCUCAUCUGGAUGGCCUCUGUCUCUGCCACGCUGGUGCCCUUCACCGCGGUGCACCUGCAGCACACGGAGGAGGUCUGCUUCUGCUUUGCAGAUGUCAAGGAGAUCCAGUGGCUGGAAGUCACCUUGGGUUUCAUCAUCCCCUUCGCCAUCAUCGGCCUGUGCUACUCACUCAUCGUCCGGGUGCUCAUCAAAGCUCACAAACACCGAGGCCUGCGCCCGAGAAGGCAGAAAGCCCUCCGCAUGAUCUUCGCAGUGGUCCUCGUGUUCUUCAUCUGCUGGCUACCAGAGAACGUCUUCAUCAGCGUCCACCUCCUGCAGCGCACACAGCCAGGAGCCGCUCCCUGUACACAGUCUUUCCGCCACGCCUACCCGCUAACUGGCCACAUCGUCAACCUGGCAGCUUUCUCCAACAGCUGUCUGAACCCCCUCAUCUACAGCUUUCUGGGGGAGACUUUUCGGGACAAACUGAGGCUGUACAUUGAGCAGAAAACCAACAUGUCAGCUCUGAACCGCUUCUGCCAUGCUGCCCUGAAGGCAGUCAUUCCAGACAGCACCGAGCCGUCGGAUGUAAAGUUCAGCAGCGCUGUAUAGAGGCGGCUGAGCGGUGUCAGCACAGGCCCAACACUGUGUCGCCCCAGGGCAAGGCAGGAGGAAGGGCAAGGCAGGAGGAAGGGCUGGGCCACACCGUGCCCUGAGCCUAGUCAGAACUUGCCAGCCCGCCUGUGCCCCAGCUGUGGGCACACGUGGGCUCUCAGGAGCCCACACUCCAAGCCACCCUGACUUUGGGCCGAGCACACAGCACUGGGGCUCCCCACCCACAUCACGGCUGCGGGGCAUGGGGCUGGCGUGAGCAGGUGCAGGGCAUGGGGGCCACUCUGCACACACUGUGUCCCACAGCAAAGGACAUUUCUCAUGUUGGCCAAUGAAAGCAAAACGAAGGAGACAUUUUGGAGGCAAGACCUUAGUUUCAAGGUCAAUCUGCCAUAAAUCUGCCAUCCUUGGGAGACAGAACACACUCAGCAGAUCUGAACUGGAUACUACGGUCCAUCCCCCACGUCUGUGGCCUAUAGUUUAUUAUGAGUACUAACAAGUGCACUUGAGUUAGAGGGGAACGGAGGAGCGCUUCUCCCAGGCACACCCCUCAGAGUGGCCCCUCGCCGACAGCAACUGUGUGACCCUGAGCACUCGGGCUGCCUCAGCAGGAAGACUCUCCUGCAACCAGAGACCCCCUGCUGUCCGAGUCGCCGGCCCAGUGCUACCUGUUUGCGGGUGCCUCUGCACCUACACCACCAGGGAAGGAGCCCAUGGGGGUACAGGCUGGGGAGCCAGCGUGUAUGGGAGAAAGUUAGCCUCUGAGAGUAACAGUGGGGACGAAGAUGACGGCAAUGUAUACAGAUCUCCUUAAAAUGUACAAAAGAAAAACUAGUGAUUGCUAGGAACGUCCAGCCUUUCUCAAUAAAACAUAGUCACAUCCUGAUUCUCAAUUCUCUUGAGUUGUUCGCUGCGGGGUAGGGGGGCAGCAGGAUGGGGUCCUUAGGCCUCGGCAGCAGAACCAGUCUUUCCUCACAAGGAAACCCCCGUCCCUGGCGUCACUAAGCUCAGGACCCAGCCAGAGCUCCCUCACAGGA
This is a messenger RNA of Callorhinus ursinus (northern fur seal), 2407 nucleotides long. It is a transcript of the gene GPER1, whose product is annotated as G protein-coupled estrogen receptor 1. The record is from RefSeq and is a predicted model, not a curated record. NCBI's taxonomy places the organism in Eukaryota, Metazoa, Chordata, Mammalia, Carnivora, Otariidae. Gene Ontology annotation, biological process: G protein-coupled receptor signaling pathway; nuclear receptor-mediated steroid hormone signaling pathway; cellular response to estradiol stimulus. Gene Ontology annotation, cellular component: membrane; Golgi apparatus. Gene Ontology annotation, molecular function: G protein-coupled receptor activity; nuclear estrogen receptor activity.